Messenger RNA from Trematosphaeria pertusa, 1998 nucleotides. RefSeq lists its product as uncharacterized. The transcript has 6 exons. The record is from RefSeq and is a predicted model, not a curated record. Gene Ontology annotation, cellular component: actin cortical patch. NCBI's taxonomy places the organism in Eukaryota, Fungi, Ascomycota, Dothideomycetes, Pleosporales, Trematosphaeriaceae. The coding region runs from base 243 to 1574 and encodes 443 amino acids. Gene Ontology annotation, biological process: actin cortical patch localization; actin cortical patch assembly; endocytosis. Gene Ontology annotation, molecular function: Arp2/3 complex binding.
CAACGGUGACAAUCUUUGUAGCCAUCAAGCCUAAAGACUCCUGAGAGGGCGUGCAUAAGCAGCCAGCUAAGCCUAAAGAGGGGCAGUGACGCAGCCGUAACCGGGCCGAGAAAUUUCCGGCGGCGGCCGUUCCGAAUCACCAGGACGACACCACCGCCAUCAAUCGCCGCGCGACUUCCCCGCAAGGCUUUAGCUCGCACCGCUGGAGAGGAUGAGUUUGGUGGCUAAUCCGCGACCUCAACAUGGCGUUUGAGGUAUCGUACAACCUCGAGAAUGAGCAGCAGUUCUGGGAUGAGCUCGACGACAUCGUCUCGACGCGCUGCCAGGAGCACGAGAGAAUAGACAACGCCCUGCGCUCAUACCUCAACGUCACCACCAACUACAAAUCCGAGUACCUCCAGACGGACUACAGCGUUGCAGAAUGCGUCUUCCGACUAAUCCAGGGGGAAUUAUUCAACGCCCACAAGGAAUACGUGCGGCGCCAGAUAAUAUACUGUCUUCUACAGGAGGACGAUAACCCCACGCUCCACAUGGUCGCGGCAUUCCUCCUUUUCGACGGCCGAAACAGCGGAAACGAUGCCACAUUCGAGAUGAUGAACGAAGAGGGCGUCUUUCCCCGGCUGGUUGAGCUGGUACAAUCGCCGAGCGUGCAGGAGGAUACCCGGCUGCAUCAAAUGCUUCUCGAGCUUAUGUACGAGUCCUCGCGUAUACAGCGGCUGAGAUGGGAGGACUUCAUGGCCAUAAACGAUGCGUUUGUUCUGUAUCUUUUAGAGAUCAUUGAAGGCGUCUCGGACGACGCUGACGACCCAUACCACUACCCUGUGAUUCGAGUUCUGCUGGUCCUGAACGAGCAAUACCUGGUAGCUUCCACGACUCAACAGCAUGACGGCCGCGCGAGCAUCACGAACCGAGUAAUCAAGGCGCUGUCUACGCAUGGCAUGACGUAUAAGACCUUCGGCUGUAAUUUGAUUCUUCUCCUGAACCGAGAGUCCGAGACUUCGCUUCAGCUCUUAAUCCUCAAGGCGCUCUAUCUUAUUUUCGGAAAUACCCAAACUGCGGAAUACUUCUACACCAACGACCUCCAUGUCCUCGUCGACGUCAUUCUUCGUAAUCUAAUCGACCUACCCUCGGAUUCUCCCGCGGCCAACGCCUUGCGACACACGUACCUCCGGGUCCUCUAUCCUAUCUUGACGAAUAGUCAGAUCAGCAAACCUCCACAUUACAAACGCGAGGACAUUGUCCGGCUUUUGCAUCUUCUUGUCACCAGCGGCAACCAUUUUGCACCCGUCGACGAAACAACGAAGCGUCUUGUAAACCGUUGCACGGCCGUGGAAUGGUUGCAGCCACUAGCGACGGAUGCGAAUGACGCGUCGGAGACGAACGGCCAUGGAAGUGCCACGCAGUCACCCAUCGAACACGCCAUAGGAAACGGUCAGAAAGAGCUUGCGCGACGGAUGCUUGGAAUGAGCGUAGACGGAGGCGGAGAAAGCGCUACGAGCGUUCUCGAGGUGGCCAGUCAUACUGCGCCAGCUGGGGUUCAGACGCCUAGCCGAGGGAGAGAGCUAGUACAAUGACACGAUUAGGUGUUGGAGUCAGCGCUCGAUCCGUUCCGACCGUGUCUUGCCCGCGCGUUAUGGCGGUUACUUGGAUCCUCGCGAUUUAGCAGGGGUCUUGGCAGGGUGCUUUCUUAAUAUCACUUCGAAUUUUUCAAGCGAGGUCAUCCGGAUUCUUUCAGCUGUACUUGUAUUUGCAUGGUCGGAGUUUUUGGACGAGUGGAGCGUUCUGUUGGUCGGAUGCUUGUUCUCAUGUCUCUGUGCUUCCCUCCAUUUCCAUAUAAUGCGAUUGCUUCAUCAGCAUACUGCUCACAUCGGCCGAAUGCUAUCUCUUUUCCUGAAGCCUUCAACUUCCAGCUUCACCUGCCACAUAGUAUUCACUCAAGCCAUUCCUCCACGAGCAAGAAAGAACUACCGCAGCAGCUGACUUUCCAGUGUAGUAGCU